ACUUUUGAACGUCCAAAAUUGAGCAGAUCAUUAACCAUACAAUUCUUAGAAAAUUGUCUGGCAUCGAAAAGCAAAAAUGGCUUCCACAGCAGAUCAGUUCUCAUGGCAAGAGCCUCGGAAUUCCAUGGUACGCGGUGCUUUCGUAGUAGUUGAAGGAGUCGAUAGAGCGGGCAAGACCACACAAGUCCAAAGACUGUGUUCAAAGCUCUAUGCAUUGGGUCACAAUAUCAAGACUAUCAGGUUUCCUGACAGAGUCUCUACAAUUGGGCAAAUGAUUGGAAGCUAUUUACAAAACGAGACAAACAUGGAUGACCACGUUGUCCACCUUCUAUUUUCCGCAAACAGAUGGGAGAAAGCGAAAUGGAUUGAAGAGACUCUUGCCAAAGGAUACACCAUCAUCUGUGAUCGAUACUAUUACUCAGGCAUGGUCUACAGUGCGGCUAAGAACAAUCCUGCCUUAUCUUUAGAAUGGGCGAAGCAACCUGAUAUUGGUCUACCAAAACCAGAUGUGGUCAUCUUUUUGGAUCUGGAGCCAUGGCAAGCUGAACAGAGAGGCGGAUAUGGCGAGGAGAAGUAUGAGAAGCGAGAAUUACAGCAGCGAGUUCGGGAGUUGUACUUGCAAUUGCUCAAUGCACCGGGUGGAGGUAUGAAAGUCAUCAAUGCUGGAGACUCGAUGGAUGCUGUGGAAGAACGGAUAUGGAACGAGGUUCUGCCAUGGGUAGAAAUGGUUGAGGGAGGGACUUAUGGUGCAAAGGUUGGGAAAUUUGAAGGUUAGAGAUCUGAGUUUGGGCGGAGAUGCUUGGGGGAUGAAUAACGUUCACGAUAAUGAGAGAUGUGUGAUGCGUGUGAGUUAGAGCAAUUGAUACCCU
This is a messenger RNA of Mollisia scopiformis, 869 nucleotides long. RefSeq lists its product as uncharacterized. NCBI's taxonomy places the organism in Eukaryota, Fungi, Ascomycota, Leotiomycetes, Helotiales, Mollisiaceae. Gene Ontology annotation, molecular function: ATP binding; dTMP kinase activity. Bases 77 to 775 code for a protein of 232 amino acids. The transcript has 3 exons. Gene Ontology annotation, biological process: dUDP biosynthetic process; dTTP biosynthetic process; dTDP biosynthetic process. Gene Ontology annotation, cellular component: nucleus; cytosol; cytoplasm. The record is from RefSeq and is a predicted model, not a curated record.